CGAUAUCAUCAAUUCUGGCACUUUUUUUGGUUACCUGCACAUCACAAUAAUAAAGAAAACGAAAAAGAACCGACAAAAAUAAUCUGGGUGAACGUUAUUUAUAAUUCGAAUGUAGUUUCCAGUCCAUUCGCGGGCCAGCAUGAAGAUAAACGAGAAGAAUUUGUCUGUGUUUGCGCGAACGCCGCCGUACGAUAUCGAAGGCUUCUUGAACAAGCGGGGCGAGGUCAACAAAGCAUUUCAACGACGCUACUUUGUGCUGAAGGGCAAUUUGUUGUUUUAUUUCGACGCUCGGACGGAUAAAGAGCCCCUGGGCCUGAUUAUCGUCGAGGGAUGCACCAUAGAACUGUCCAAUGAGGUGGACAACUACUGCUUUGAGAUUGCCUUCAAUGGCAAUCGCACGUACAUCCUCGCAGCCGAAGAUCAGGAAAGCAUGGAGACAUGGAUGAAGGCACUGACCUGUGCCGGCUACGAGUACAAACGGAUAAUUGUGGCAGAGCUGCAAAGGCAGCUGCAGGAGAUCGAGGAUGCCAAGAACAAGAUGCUGGGGAACGUGGGUGAAACUUCGCAGAAUGCCAUAGCAGGAUCCAAGCCAAAACCUCCGCCCAGGCGAACAAAUCCAUUCAAUCGUCCAGCACCGCCACCGCCCGAAAGUGCACUGCGGAGCGGAGUGGUCAUGUCGCCCAUGCCGUUUGUCAAUGGCUACUUUGGCUCCAGCAAUGCGCGACUACAGCAGGAGCAGCUCAUGAUUAAGCAAGAUGGCAAUGGAAAUGGCAGUCCACAUGGUACGCCCAAGGCGCCCCGACGUCCGGCACCACAACCAACGACCAGUGCCUUUUACAUCGAUCAUCAGAGCUCGCAAACGCCUGGCGGCAGACCUUCUACAGUAUUACCGCGCAACGCCAACAACAAUCACAUAGAGAGCGCCGAGCUAAAGCGGCGACAGGACAAAGCCAGGGAGGACUUCAACAGAAGCCAUGAGCAUUUUCGCAGUCAACUGAUGCCCAGCAUUGUGGCGUAUCGGGCCACCCAAAAGCAGCCGCUCAUACAAUUCUGAUAUUCCCCGAAUGCCAAUUG
Molecule: messenger RNA, 1074 nt
Organism: Drosophila guanche
Lineage: Eukaryota; Metazoa; Arthropoda; Insecta; Diptera; Drosophilidae
Gene: IPIP
Product: sesquipedalian-1
Exons: 4
Coding region: 140-1054 (304 amino acids)
Biological process (GO): receptor recycling; endosome organization; retrograde transport, endosome to Golgi
Cellular component (GO): trans-Golgi network; recycling endosome; early endosome
Source: RefSeq, a predicted model, not a curated record